CUCUCUCUCUCUCUCUCUCUCUCUCUCUCUCUCUCUCUCUCUCUCUCUCUCUCCCUCUCUUUCACUCGCGGGAGUAACUGGCGAUUGCCAAAGCCGCAAUGCCCAGCACAUGUUCAGUGGUUGGGUGUAAUACGUGGGACCGCCCCAAAGAUGUCGUUUAUCACCGAUUUCCCAAGGAGAAAAGGGCAAGAAAAGAGUGGGUCGUGUUAUGUGGGAACAAAAGAGUGAACUUUUUGACAGCAAGAAUCUGCAGUAUCCAUUUUGAGAAAACAGACUACGAACGAAAUCUGAAAUACGAAAUGCUGAAUUUGCCAGUUCCUCGACGCUUGAGAAACGUGAAAAAGGAUGCUAUUCCAUCGAAACAUAUUCCAAAACUAAAAAUGACUCAAAGCCCGUUUAACAUCGCUGAAAAUCCUAGUCGAAAAGAUGAUAAUUGCCAUGUUCAGUCGCAGUGCAAUUUGAGCAAUGUGCAGAAAGAAAAGCCAGUGCCUAUGCCAACACAACAGGAACCAUAUGAAGUUUACAUUGUAGAAUGCAAAGAGGAAGUCAAGGAUGUCAUCAAGGAAGAGAUUGAUGUCGUUGAGGAAGAGAUUGAUGUCAUCAAGGAAGAGAUUGGUGACGUCGAGGAAGAGAAUGAUGUCAACGAGGAAGAUGAGGAUGUCAUCUACCCACAUUCCAUGCAGAUGAGAGUGGAAGAGAUACACAGCUUAGGCACUGGAGCAGAACCCAUGUUCAUGACAUGGGAGGAGAAUGGUCUCCAAAACAGCAGUGGAGAUGCUGUGGAUUAUACUUUUGUCAGGCAACUGCAGAAGGUCAUACAAGAUGGGAAUUAUACUCCUGAUCAGGUUUUCACUGCAACCAAGACAGGCCUCUUUUGGAAACGUCUCCCUGCCCAGACCUUCAUCAGUAAGAAGGAAAAGAUGUCUACAGGUUUUAAGGCUGGGAAUGACUUAUUCACUCUUCUGCUGUGUGCGAAUGCAUCAAGAGACUUCAGACUAAAGCCUUUGCUGGUUUAUCGCUCUCUCAGUCCAAAGGAACUAAAGGUGACGUCACUCCAGAUGUUGCCUGUACACUGGAGAUUCAACAAAAGAGUUUCUUUGACAGCAACAUUGUUUGAAGACUGGUUCACCAACUGUGCUGUUCCAGAAAUCUCAUCUUACUGUAAGCAGAAGAAUCUUGAAGAAAAAGCAGUGCUACUAGUUGAUAAUAGUCUAGGUUAUCCUGAGGUAAUCACUGAUAUUCAUCCAACUAUCAAGAUCAUAUCCAUAUCAAGUGAUAAGUUUCCUUCCAUACAGCAUCUGGAUCAGUUUGCCAUUACUCAGUUUAAGCAGCUUUACACCAAAUCCCUUUUGCACAAGAUGCUCUUCAUCACAGGAGGUGGGGAUGAAAGUCAAGUUGAGGACUUCUGGUUGUCCUUUAGCAUCAAGGAGGCACUCAUUAUCAUCAAAGAUAGUUGGAUGGCUGUUAAAACUCCAUUUCUGAACAGAAUCUGGAGGUAUGUGUGGCUUGAUAUCCUCCAGUAUUAUGUAGGACCCCCUAAUACCUUGGGGGAGAUUCAAGAGAUCCGGGAACUUGCAAACAAAAUUCCUGGUGAAGGCUUUAUGCAAAUCACUGACGAUGACAUUCGCAGUCACAUAAAAUCCCAUUGGGAAAAUCUGUCAGCAGAGGAGUUAACAGAGCAGGCCAAGGCUGUUCAGGAAGAUGACAACCAAAAGGUGACUCCAGAAUCAUCUUUGCCGUCAACCUCAGAACUGAAGAGCAUUAUCAAGCUGCUGUACAAAACGGAAAGGACAUUAAUAGAGAAAGAGUGGAACCCUUCAAGGUUGGAACACAGCCUGACUCACCUCAGAAGUAUAAGGGCUAUAUAUAUGGAUGCAUUAAAGAAAAGAGAUAAAACAAAGUCAUAUUUUUAAUGUUGAGAAAAUUUUAUUAUUGUAAAUGUGAUUUAUAUUGAAAGUAUGAAAGGAGUGUAUUUUUUCAGUUCGUAUGAUAUAUCUCAACAGGCCUAAAAUAAAAUUUAUUUUGUUACCUU
Molecule: messenger RNA, 2032 nt
Organism: Penaeus monodon (black tiger shrimp)
Lineage: Eukaryota; Metazoa; Arthropoda; Malacostraca; Decapoda; Penaeidae
Product: tigger transposable element-derived protein 1-like
Exons: 4
Coding region: 99-1913 (604 amino acids)
Cellular component (GO): nucleus
Molecular function (GO): DNA binding
Source: RefSeq, a predicted model, not a curated record